Podarcis raffonei (Aeolian wall lizard) is the source of this 1627-nucleotide messenger RNA. RefSeq names its product 5-hydroxytryptamine receptor 5B-like. Gene Ontology annotation, cellular component: plasma membrane. Gene Ontology annotation, biological process: adenylate cyclase-activating adrenergic receptor signaling pathway. NCBI's taxonomy places the organism in Eukaryota, Metazoa, Chordata, Lepidosauria, Squamata, Lacertidae. The coding region runs from base 208 to 1251 and encodes 347 amino acids. The transcript has 2 exons. The record is from RefSeq and is a predicted model, not a curated record. Gene Ontology annotation, molecular function: G protein-coupled serotonin receptor activity.
GGGGGCGGAGCGAGCAGCUGCAGCGCUUUGCUCGGCUCUGCUGCCGGCCACCUGCCCGCCGGCGGGAGUUUCCCAAGCACUUCGGAGGAGCGAGGUGCGUUGAUUGGACCCGCCGCCUCCUCCGCCCGCUCCCUUUCCCCUCAGUUUGGCGCGCCGGGAGCUCUAUGCGGGCGGCGGCGAGCGGCUGCUCUUCCCGCCAAGCCGGCCAUGCCGCUGAACGGCUCCUCCUCAGGCGCCGGAGGAGCCAACCGCACCUCGUCCUCAGACGACGGCGAGCCCCUGUCCCUCUUCCGCCUGCUGGUGCUGAGCCUGCUGGCGCUGCUGACUCUGGCCACGCUGGUGUGGAACCUGCUGGUGCUGGCCACCAUCGUGCGCGUGAGGGCUUUCCACCGCGCGCCGCACAACCUGGUGGCGUCCACGGCGGCGGCCGACGCGCUGGUGGCGGCGCUGGUGAUGCCCCUCAGCCUGGCCAAGGAGCUGUCGGGGGGCGGGCGGCGCUGGCGCCUGGGCCGGGCGCUGUGCCACGCGUGGGUCUGCCUCGACGUGCUCUGCUGCACGGCCAGCAUCUGGAGCGUGGCCGCCAUCGCCCUCGACCGCUACUGGUCCGUCUCCAGGCACCUGCGCUACACCCCGCGCGCGCGUCGCCGAGCCUCGGGCGCCCUCAUCGGCGUGGCGUGGGCGCUGGGCGCGCUCCUGGCGCUGCUGCCGCUGCUGCUCGGCUGGGGAGGCAGCUCGUACAGCGCCGAGCAGCAGCGCUGCCAGGUCAGCCCCGAGCCCGCCUACGCCGUCUUCUCCACCGGGGGCGCUUUCUACCUGCCCCUGGGCGUCGUGAUCUUCGUCUACUGGAAGAUCUACAAGGCGGCCAAGUUCCGCGUCGGAGUCAGGAACGCCGUCGGGCCCCUCCCAGAAACUGGGCAGGUGAAAGAAGCUUCUCAUCAGCCGCAGAUGGUGUUUACAGCUCGUCAUGCGACUGUCACUUUCCAGACAGAUGGAGAAACAUGGAGAGAACAGAAAGAGAAGAAAGCGGCUAUGAUGGUUGGCAUUUUAAUUGGUGUGUUUGUACUUUGCUGGAUUCCCUUCUUUGUCACAGAACUAAUAAGCCCCCUCUGCUCCUGCACCAUAGCACCAGUCUGGAAAAGCAUCUUCCUCUGGCUUGGUUACUCCAACUCCUUCUUCAAUCCUCUGAUUUAUACAGCUUUUAACAAAAACUACAACAAUGCAUUCAAGAACCUUUUUGUGAGGCAGAGGUAAAAAGAGCAAUGGGGGGGUGCAUGGCUGCCAUUCCUAUUGGAUUAUACUAAGCACAUUUACGCAAAUUUUGUUUGCUAGGUAAUUCCGUUUGCAUAUUUCGCUUGACUGUGGGAAUUAAGCAAUAAGAACGGGUGAUAUAUCAGAAACAUAGCCCAUUACACACCCUCCAUUGCAAUGCAGCCCAGUUUUCUAGAGAUGAAAUCUCUGACCAUUGCAAAAGUCCUCCUGCCCAGUUGGCUGCAGCUCCCUAUAUGAAAGGCAGCAAAUAAUUUAAAAAACCCCACUUCGAUCACAAUGAAGCCUGUGCAACAAGCUGUCCUGUGUUGCCUUGUAAAGGCUAGACCGUAUUUUUAACGUUGUUCUGCUCAUUUGCCAA